Auanema sp. JU1783 is the source of this 3897-nucleotide messenger RNA. The record is from the annotation of a GenBank genome assembly. NCBI's taxonomy places the organism in Eukaryota, Metazoa, Nematoda, Chromadorea, Rhabditida, Rhabditidae.
AUGAGCUCACGAUCUGCAAUCACCAAAGAGGUGAAAAGUCUGCAGAAACAGUUGAAAAAAGUAAAUAAUAAUGAGAUCCAGAAAAGAAUAGACAUCAUAUUGGAAAUUGCCGAUUGUUAUCGGAAGUGUGGGGAUUUCGACUCAGCGGUACCCCAAUACUUGACUGUUGAAGAGGAAGCACAGCGUUAUAACUUAUCAUUAGAUUCUUCUUUUGCUUAUCGAGCUUUGGCUGAAAUUCAUACCGAACUAAAUAAUGCAGCUGAGGCAAAAAUGUACUGUGAUAAGUUUCGCAAGGCGGCGAAAGAAUCACAGAACUUUUCUCAAAUUCAGUUGUCAUACCAUGUUUCUGGUUGGGUGCUUCAACGUUUAUGGGCCGAAGAUCCCUGUAGACCGAGACAACUUUUGGAAGAAGCUUCGCAAUAUUUAAAGAGAAGCAUCCGUUUGAUCAAGGAAAAUGCGAGCGGUAUUGAUUCUGAUUCCAAGGCGGUUGAGUCUGGUGGUGACUCAAGGAAAAGAAAGGCACGGGCGGAAACCUUAUAUGCCGGUAUUGCUGGUUGUUUAGGAUUCAGGGAAGAGGCAGUAGCUGCUUGGAAUAGAGCGCAUGGUUACGCUCAAAAACAUGGCGAUCAGGAUUUGAAAUUCGAGUUAUUACUUUUGAGGAUUGAUUUUUCAUGGGAAAAUAGGCAUGUUGAGUUAGCUCGAAAACUUCUCAAUGGAGCUCCUGAGAAAAAGAAAGGCGCGGCUUUGUUGGAGCUGAGUCAGGCUUAUAUAUUCGAACAAGACUUUUUUUCUGCACAAAAGACUUUAUAUGAUUGUUUAAAUAAGCAUUACAAUAACUUAUCAGAGAAGGAUCGUGAUAUACUCGACCGAAGAAUAGUUUUCCUAUACCGAUAUUUUGACGCUAAAAAUAAAAUAGACGAUCCUUCAUUACCUAGACAGGUGAAAAGAAAAUGCUCUGAUAUCAUUGCGGAUUCAUUGAUAGAAUUCAGUGAUGAUCGCAAAGUUCUCCAUACUCUCGCUAUUGAUUUCUAUACGAAAAUGCUCGAUUUUUCUAUCACUAUCGAAGAAAAAAUGCCCGCUGUGGUCUCUCUAGCGGAAACUUAUAAAGAAAUUGGGAAUUACGAUCAAGCAGCUCACUUCUUCAGUGUUUAUCUCACGUAUGAGCAGACUAAAUCUGUCAGACUAGAGAAGCUAUUGGAGACUAGAGUAGCUGUGUUCAUUUGUAAAUGUCGUGGACGGUUAGAAUCUGAGCCUACGUUGAGAAAGGAGUUUGAAUUUCUGCAAGAGAGCAUCAACUCAGACAAGCAAUUAUUUCUGAUUAUCUCUCUCAAAGAAACGUUUGGUGAUUAUUUGAUGAAAACCAGUGGUGUUGCCAGUAAUGAGUAUUUGGAAUCGGCGAAAUCUCUAAAGAAGAUUCUUGUUUCUCGACCUGACAGUGACGAUGAGGAAGAGAGUCAAAGUAUAACUGGUGAUGCAGAGGAGGGAUUGAGUUCUUAUAAAAUCAUACAGCUCUGUAAAGAGGAAGCUUCACGAAUGAAUAAUGAAGAGGAGUUGAUUAGGUUGAAAGACAAAUCUGUGAAUGGUCAUGGAGAAACUAGGCUUCACGUAGCUGCUCGCGAAACUAAUACUGAGUUAUUGGAGGCACUCAUAAAAUAUGGUUACGAUGUUAACUUACAAGACAAUGGUGGUUGGGCUCCUUUGCAUGAAGCUGUUUCAUAUGGCAUACGAGAAAACGUGUUACGUCUCUUGAAAGCUAAAGCUAAAGUUAACGUUCGGAGUGAAGAAUCAUUUGAAGAUGAGAACGGUGUUGUUAUGGGAGGAGGAAUCACCCCCUUGAUGGAUGCUUGUCAAGCUGGGUCCAUACAGAUAGCUAAAGAUUUACUGCGCUAUGGAGCUGAUUGCACUAUGAAAAAUGCCGACAAAUGGACUGCCUUAGAUUUUCUUCGAGCUGCACUACUCGAUUGUGAUGAUGACGAAGAUAGAGUCGAACUGGAGAAGUUUCUACAAGAACUGGAGAAUAGAUUCCGAGAAAGAGGUGUGCCAUUCUCUCGAGAAGCACCAACUAGAAGAAGGAAAAGUCUUACAAGUUGUCAAAGGAAAGUGACGCGAAAAAGAUGUUUAACUAACCUUUCUCCUUCAAAGGCUAAUUUGAAUGAAUAUAAGUCUACUAUGGAGAAGCUCUCCAAAAGUGCCCGAACAUUGAGUAAGGAUAAUGCUAUCUUCGAUGAUUGUGAAAUUGAAAACGUUGAAACUUCUUUGAACAAGUCUAAUGAUUAUAUAGAUUUUUCUCCCAUUUCUCCUCUUAGUAGUGUCGGAAGACAUUCUUCAUUAUCCAAUAGAAACGGUUUGGUUUCUGAUGAUGAUUUAGACACAUGUAGGAAAAGAAAAACCAGUUCGAAUAACAGAUUGUACAAAAAAACAAAAUUAAGCAGGUCUACUUCCAAUAACUCAAUGCGUGGACCUAACGAUCUUGAACUAAAUUUUUAUAGUUCUCCUGAGAUAAUUAACAUACAAAAUUCUCCGCAGUCGCUAGGGAACGUUCAUCAAAGAGGCGAGAGGAGUCAGAGCUUCACUCAAAGGAGUGCACAGAAUGCGUUGAACUUGAGCAACAGCUCGACGCCUACAACUCAGCUUUUAGUUACGAUGAAUUUCAUAAAUCCCGACUUGUCAGUGCACUCGAGAAAUAAACUAAAUUUUGCCCCCACAGACAAGAUGUCCGAGGUUGUUGCUCGUUGCAAAGAUAUUUUGCCAGAGUAUCAACAUAAUUUUGUGAUAAAAUCAUGUGAUGAUUGUGAAUUGGCAGAUGAUAUAUUGGUAUCAGACAUUAAGUCACUCGAAUUUAACUGCCACAUUCCAUUGCUCACCACCGAAAUGGCUUUGAAGUCGAAAGGACUAGAAGAUCCAGAUGCCUUAAUACAGCUAAAGGCUUUUGAUAAAAAUGGACAUUUGGAUCUUUCUACCGUCGAAAUAGAGCCGUACGCUGAGGAAUUAUUUGUUGCUCUUAGGCAGUCUUCUAAACGUAUAAAAAUUCUAGACGUAUCUUACUGUGGUUCCAACGUGAUUAACAGUGAACUACCUUCCGUGAUUAGUCAAGACUUGGAAGUUUUCCAUGCUGCAGCUUCAUCUGUAUCUAACGAGCUCCUGGAGAAGUUACAUGAGCAAGACAUGGACCAAAAACUGAAUUCUAUCAUCCUCUCAUUUACGAAUAUAAGCGAUGCCUCAAUUUUGGCAAACUUUCUUUCCUCGAGUAAUCUUACCCAAGUCAAUGUUUCUGGAUUGAAGCUACAAGCUGGUAUUACUGACUUAGCUAAUGUUCUGUGCAAUGCGAAGAACUUGAAGAUUUUGGACAUAUCUUAUUCUCAAUGGUUGACACCGGAUAUUUUGAGCAUUAUCAUAGGUAGCGACUCGGGUUUGGAGGAGUUGGUAGCCAAGGGCAAUGAUCUAUCACAUUUUCAUUUUGAUGUGCCUCACCUUCCAAAUAUAAAAAAACUAGUAUUGUGCGGUUGUACUAUCACUGAAUGGGAUUCAUUUCUCGAAUGGUUGGCAUAUGCAGAGUUAGGGUAUAUUGAUCUAUCGAGCACGAGUUUUUCUGUCAAACAUGCUGAUAUCUUGUUAUCUUCACGCCAAGAAAAUCCGCAUCAGCUCACUAUUCGAGCAGUGAGAUGUCUUCAGAUAGAACAUGUUACUGAACUCUCUGCCAUGUUGAUAAAUCACGCAGAAUGUCCCAAAAAACCAAUUUUCCAGUUUUCAACAUCUCUGAUGUUACGUUUGAAAAAAUCUGCUGUUAUAGCUUUAAUAAAGAUUUUCUUAAUUGUGAUAUUUGCUCAUCUUGAAUUCUCAGGUCGUUUGUCAUUGGUGAUAAACGAGGAACCUUUCAAUGUUUCCAGCCUCGUUUAG